CUCUACCCUGCUGCUCUUAUCUCUCACUCACGUGCACACGAGCACAGCCGACGUCCACGCGCAGGGUUUCGGCUGCUGUUGCUAUGACGCAACGGCGCCUGCGCCGCAGGGAGCAGCGGGGAGUUGAAUGAGUCAAGUCCCCGGUCUGGAGGAGUUUGCCACCGUCAGGAGGGCGGCUGAGAGCAGGGAGGCCGACAGAGCAGGGAGGCCGACAGAGCAGAUCCGCAGCGGACGAUGGACGUCCACAACACGGGGCCGUGCGCUAGCCUCUGAGCUAGCCGUGUCAUGACGCGUGGCCGUGGAGUCUUUUCUCACACAUCUGCAGCCAGAGCACCACCACCACCUCUACUACCACACUAUACGCUCGCCUAGAGGGGCUGAUCCUUGCUGAUCUGGUCCUCUGAAGGGCUGAAGACUUUAACUCGGGUCGCCAUGGCUGAGAGGACCUCCAGCGGUCCGCUGAUGGAGCCGCCGGCCGCCGCCGCCGUCGCCCUCCCGGCUGCCGCGGUGACACUCCCGGCCGAGGUCCGGGAGCGGCUGGCCGAGCUGGAGUUGGAGCUCUCUGAAGGGGACAUAACUCAGAAAGGCUAUGAGAAGAAGAGGGGGAAGCUGCUGGCGCCGUACAUCCCACAGAUACAAGGUGUAGACCCUUCCCUGCAGCGGGACCACCGGAUCCAGGUCUCUGCGCAGGCCCCCCUCCCUGGAAACAAAAACCCCAAGUCCCGGGCCACCAAUACCAGGGAUGAGCGCUUCAGGUCAGACCUGCACACAGAAGCCGUCCAAGCAGCCUUGGCCAAGUACAAAGAGAGGAAGAUGCCCAUGCCCUCCAAGAGACGCUCGGUGCUAGUUCAGUCCUCCGUCGAGGCAUGCACCCCCCCAGUGACACGGUCCCCCCUCUCUCUCCACCUUAACACAGACACAUCGUCGGCUUCGGAGGACGAGGGGUCGCUACGGCGACAGGGCCGCCUGACCACGGCCACCGCCCCGUUCCCGGGCCUCGCCCACCCCGGGGCGGAGCACUGGUUCAACCGCGUCAUCCAGGGCUCCUCCUCCACCACCUCAUCCUCCGCCUCCUCCACCUCAUCCCACCCCGGGGGACGGGGGGCCAACAGCAACACCACCGGCAACACCUCCACCAUCCCCGCCAACAACACCGCCCUCACCGCCAACAACACCACCAACAACACCGCCGUCACCUCCAACAACACCUCCGUCACCGCCAACCACAGCAGUGGCGGCGGGCACGUGCUCAACGCCAACGCCCUGGCCGACCUCAUGGCCCACACCCAGCUAGAUAACCACUGGGUCCCCCCCGACGUGACAGGGCUGUCGGAGCGCUCCCAGGGGGGCUCCACGAGGGCCGCUCCCCAGGGACAUCACCACCACGCUGGUGUCAUGGAAACGGCAGAUGGGGUCCCGGUCAACAGCCGCGUCUCCUCUAAGAUCCAGCAGCUCCUCAACACCCUGAAGCGGCCCAAGCGACCCCCCCUCAGGGAGUUCUUCCUGGACGACUUCGAAGAGCUUCUGGAUGUCCAACAGCCUGACCCUCACCAGCCCAAGCCCGAGGGCCAGCAGAUGGGGCCCCUGGAGGGUGAGCCUCUGGAGGGGGGGGGGGGCCACCGGCCUCCCUCCCUGCUGGCAGCCCUCCAGCGCUGGGGGUCCACCCAGCCCAAGAGCCCCUGUCUGACCGCACUGGACAACUCGGGCAAGGCCGUCUACACACUCACCUACGGUAAACUGUGGAGCCGCAGUCAGAAGCUGGCCUACAGCCUGCUGAACAAGCUGAGCAGCAGGAAUGAGCCGCUGCUGCUGCCUGGGGACAGAGUGGCGCUGGUGUUCCCGAACAGCGACCCGGUGAUGUUCAUGGUGGCGUUCUACGGCUGUCUGCUGGCCCAGCUGGUGCCUGUGCCCAUCGAGGUGCCUCUCACUCGGAAGGACGCGGGCAGCCAGCAGGUGGGCUUCCUGCUGGGAAGCUGUGGUGUGACGCUGGCGCUGACCACGGACGCCUGCCAGAAGGGCCUGCCCAAAUCCCAGACCGGGGAGGUGGCUGCCUUCAAAGGUUGGCCCCGGUUGCUGUGGUUUGUGACAGACAGCAAGCACGUUGUGAAGCCCCCCAAGGACUGGUACCCCCCCAUCCAGGAGGCCAGCAACUACAUUGCCUACAUCGAGUACAAGACCAGCAAGGAGGGCAGCACCAUGGGCAUCACCGUGACCCACGCGGCCAUGCUGGCCCACUGCGAAAGCCUGACCCAGGCCUGCGGCUACGCUGAAGCGGAGACCAUCACCAACGUGCUGGACUUCAAGAGGGAGGCGGGGCUGUGGCACGGGGUCCUCACGAGUGUUAUGAACCGAAUGCACGUGAUCAGCAUCCCCUACUCCUUGAUGAAGGUCAAUCCACUCUCCUGGAUCCAGAAGGUGCACACCUACAAGGCCCGGGUGGCGGUGGUGAAGUCCCGGGACAUGCACUGGUCCCUGCUGGCCCAGAGGGACCAGAGGGACCUCAGCCUGAGCUCCCUGCGCAUGCUGAUCGUAGCGGACGGAGCCAACCCCUGGUCGAUCUCCUCCUGCGAUGCCUUCCUCAACGUGUUCCAGGCUCGCGGUCUGCGUCCUGAGGUCAUCUGUCCGUGUGCCAGCUCUUCAGAAGCCAUGACUGUCGCCCUCCGCAGACCCCCAGAGUCGGGGGUGCCCCCCCCGGGGAAGGCGGUGCUCUCCAUGGGUGGGCUGAGCCACAGCGUGAUCCGCGUCGACACGGAGGAGAAGCUGUCGGUGCUGACCGUCCAGGACGUGGGUCAGGUGAUGCCCGCAGCCCUGGUGUGUGUGGUGCGGGUUGAGGGCACGCCGUACCUGUGCCAUACGGACGAGGUGGGGGAGAUCUGCGUGAGCUCGGCCAGCACCGGCACCGCCUACUACGGCCUGCCGGGCAGGACCAAGAACGUCUUUGAGACCAUCCCAGUAAAGCUGUCUGGGAUCCCAGUGAGCGACCGGCUGUUCACACGCACAUCGCUACUGGGCUUCGUGGGUCCGGACAGCCUGGUGUUCGUGGUGGGGAAGAUGGACGGCCUCAUGGUGGUCAGCGGGCGGAGACACAAUGCAGAUGACGUGGUUGCCACGGCGCUGGCCGUGGAGCCCAUGAAGUUUGUCUACAGGGGGAGGAUAGCGGUGUUUUCCGUGGCCGUGCUCCACGAUGAGAGGAUCGUGGUGGUGGCGGAGCAGCGGCCUGACGCCUCCGAGGAGGACAGCUUCCAGUGGAUGAGCCGCGUGCUGCAGGCCAUCGACAGCAUCCACCAGGUGGGGGUGUACUGUCUGGCGCUGGUCCCCGCCAACACGCUGCCCAAGGCCCCACUGGGGGGCAUCCACAUCUCGGAGACCAAGCAGCGCUUCCUGGAGGGCUGCCUGCACCCCUGCAACGUGCUCAUGUGCCCCCACACCUGCGUCACUAACCUGCCCAAGCCCCGGCAGAAACAAGCCGAGGUCGGUCCUGCUUCCAUGAUAGUGGGAAACCUGGUUGCUGGGAAGAGGAUCGCCCAGGCCUGCGGGAGAGACCUGUCCCAGCUGGAGGACAAUGACCAGGCACGUAAGUUCCUGUACAUGCAGGACGUGCUCCAGUGGAGAGCUCAGGCCACCCCUGACCACCCUCUCUUCCUGGUGCUCAACGCCAAGGGCGCGGUGGUCAGCUCCGCCUCGUGUCUACAGCUCCACAAGAGAGCCGAGAGGGUUGCCGUGGCACUCACGGAGAAAGGUCGCCUGAACGCCGGUGAUCAUGUUGCUCUGGUGUACCCGCCAGGCAUCGACCUGAUCGCCACCUUCUACGGCUGCCUGUAUGCUGGCUGCGUCCCGGUCACCGUGAGACCCCCCCACCCCCAGAACCUGGCAACCACCCUGCCCACCGUCAAGAUGAUCGUAGAGGUCAGUAAGUCAGUGUGUAUCCUGACGACUCAAGCAAUAAUGAAGCUGCUCAAAUCCAAAGAGGCUGCUGCCGCCGUAGACGUUAAAAGCUGGCCUAUGGUCCUGGACACAGACGACCUUCCCAGGAAGAGGACCCCCCAGCUCUACAAGCCCCCCACCCCGGAGAUGCUGGCCUACCUGGACUUCAGUGUCUCCACCACGGGCAUCCUAGCAGGAGUCAAGAUGUCCCAUGCUGCCACCAGUGCCUUGUGUCGCUCCAUCAAGCUCCAGUGUGAGCUCUACCCCUCCAGGCAAAUCGCCAUCUGUCUGGACCCCUACUGUGGCCUGGGCUUUGCUCUCUGGUGCCUCUGCAGUGUGUAUUCAGGCCACCAGUCCAUCCUGGUGCCCCCUCUGGAGCUGGAGACCAACGCGUCUCUGUGGCUGUCUGCCGUCAGCCAGUACAAGGUCCGCGUGACCUUCUGCUCCUACUCCGUCAUGGAGAUGUGCACCAAGGGGCUGGGCUCGCAGACCGAGGCCCUGAGGCUGAGGAACGUCAACCUAUCCUGCGUGCGGACGUGCAUGGUGGUGGCGGAGGAGAGGCCGCGCAUCUCCCUCACCCAGACCUUCUCUAAGAUCUUCAAGGACUUGGGGCUCUCCACCAGAGCCGUCAGCACCACCUUUGGGUGCCGUGUCAACGUGGCCGUCUGCCUGCAGGGCACGGCAGGACCGGACCCCACCACGGUCUACGUGGACAUGAGGGCCCUCCGGCACGACAGGGUCCGUCUGGUAGAGAGGGGGUCACCUCACAGCCUUCCACUGAUGGAGUCUGGGAAGAUCCUGCCUGGCGUUAAGGUGAUCGUGGCCAACACAGAGACCAAGGGGCCCCUCGGGGACUCCCACCUUGGAGAGAUUUGGGUGAGCAGCCCCCACAAUGCAACGGGGUACUACACCGUGUACGGAGAGGAGGCGCUGCACACGGACCACUUCAACACCAGACUCUGCUUUGGAGACACAGUCACCAACUGGGCCAGGACGGGCUACCUGGGCUUCCUGCGUCGCACAGAGCUGACCGACGCCAGCGGAGAGCGCCACGAUGCCCUCUAUGUGGUGGGCUCCCUGGACGAGACGCUGGAGCUGAGGGGGAUGCGGUACCACCCCAUCGACAUCGAGACCUCCGUUAUCAGGGCCCACAAGAGCAUCGCUGAGUGCGCGGUGUUCACCUGGACCAACCUGCUGGUGGUGGUGGUGGAGCUGGAGGGCUCUGAGCAGGAGGCCUUGGACCUGGUGGCCCUGGUCACCAACGUGGUGCUGGAGGAGCACUACCUGAUUGUGGGCGUGGUGGUGGUUGUGGACCCCGGCGUCAUCCCCAUCAACUCACGUGGGGAGAAGCAGCGCAUGCACCUCAGGGACGGCUUCCUGGCCGACCAGCUGGACCCCAUCUAUGUGGCCUACAACAUGUGAGGCGUUGGGGCAGUGUGGCGCCACCGGUAGAGGCCUGUGCCCUUCAGGAAGUCCAGCGUUGCAGGAGGACGAGGUUAGGAGGGCUGCGGGUCAUCAGACGGGGGAGGGAAAGGUCAGAAGGCUGAACAUCACAGGCCCAAACUCCUCUAAAGGACUGGGAGCAGCUUUUGGUUGGGGUUCAGCUGGGAUGUGUUUGUGCUGCAGAACUCCCAUGGUCAGGGGAAGCAUUGAGUAGCUCUCAGAGCCGUUCACACCACACCAUGUCUGCUCUGUGGUUUAGAACGGCUGUGUUCUGCCAUCAGUUUUGUCGUCGGGCCCCUUGAACCUAAAUCUGUUUGACUCUCAUCUGUGUUUUUUCUGAAAUCUAUUUGGUUCCCAAUGUUAUGAAAAACUCGUUCUGUCUGGAGUCAGUGAUAAUUCAUGUGGAAGAAUGGGUGUUUUCUUAAAGAAAGAUUUUAUUACAGACUAUCAAGCGAAAGGCUACACGCUAAUUGAAACGCUACGAUAUUUGGUUCCCAAUAAGGUUUGGCUAAAUUGUCCUCAUGUGUUUAUCUAAUGUCGAUCAUCAUGUUUGUAAAUCAUCAAUCCUGUUUCUUAACGUUAAAGGAUCUGGGUUUCUCAUGAUUUCUCGUGAAUUUCUUCAUGUUAAAAGUGCAGCAGAUUGUUUUCGUAACACAACACACUUUUUUGAAAAUGAAAACCCUCUGCUGCGGAUGAGUUUUCAUCGAUUUUGCUUUAUAUUCUUUCCUAUAGUCCCAUGAUUUGAUCAAAUAAAAUGCAAUACAACCAAUAUGGAAGUUGCAAGAUCACAGCAAUGCAUUCAAUACCAUAAUCCAUUAUAUAAGGAUGUUUAUAGAAGAUAUAUAUUUAUACAUAGGGAUCAUUGUGUACAACACUGUUUAUUUCUUCUUGUCGUUAACCUCGUCCCACUUGGUUUGUCACAGAUAUGUUGUGUGGAUGUCUCAACUCUCUGCCGUCAUCAGUCAUUCUGGAUGUUGCCAACAAAGUUUGAUUUUGUUCUGUUCUUGAUUUGCAUGUGCUGUAUGAGUCCGAUUUGUGAUAGGCUGUACCAGACCCCCCCCCCUCCCCCUUCAUAAUAUCUAAUGAAUAUUAAAUAUGUAAGAUAACUUUUAUUUUUUAUUUUAAAUCCACUUUGAAGACAGGCUUCAGGCCUGCUGUAAGUAUGUACAGGAUUUGUGUAAGUUAUUAAGAGACUAUCGACGGACACUCCUGGUAGGUUCAUAACAAAGACUGGAUCUAGUGAACCAUGAACUGCCCGCUCACCUGAACUGCAGACAUGGUUGGAGUGUUUUUCUACUGAAUGACCUUCAGGCUGUGUCCUAUGGCUUCAGUCAAAUAAAGAAGAUUCCAUGCAGACUCUGGGAUGCUUCUGCUCCGAGAGGACUUACUCCUCAUUGGACCAUGAGAAGAUGCAAUUGUCUGGCGUGUGGUUGGUUGUCAUUAUUUUUCAUACCAUAAUUUCUUAUUAAAAGAAAACUUUACUUAUACAA
Messenger RNA from Gadus macrocephalus (Pacific cod), 6857 nucleotides. RefSeq names its product disco-interacting protein 2 homolog A (gene dip2a). NCBI's taxonomy places the organism in Eukaryota, Metazoa, Chordata, Actinopteri, Gadiformes, Gadidae. Gene Ontology annotation, cellular component: cell surface. The transcript is spliced from 38 exons. The record is from RefSeq and is a predicted model, not a curated record. Bases 433 to 5346 code for a protein of 1637 amino acids.